AAUAAAAUCUUCGUGCUCGGUGCGGGGUUGUAUCAGGCCUGACAAGCAAAACAACAUAUCGGAGAUUUUAUAAACCUUCAAACAUGUGAAGUGUAAGCACUUAAUGAUGGCUACGGCCACUGCAUCGCGCAACUUCAAAUGGACUGAACAGCCCAGAGAUUUGUUCAAACAGUUUAGCUGCAAUAACAAACCAGCUCGAACUAUCAGACCAAACAGCAGCUUUCCGAAAAUAACACGAAGUCUUAGCUUCGGUUCUCCAACCUUUCCAAGGCGAAAACCGUCGCCUAUCAGACAUAAGUCAAAGUCUGUGCAUUUUGCCGACUCGAAAGGCCUCGAUCUUGUCUCCGUUUUGACUUUUAGCGAAGAAAAUGAACUCCGCGAACAAUUCUCAAAGAUUGUUUGUCCAUCUGUGGGAGGUCGGCAGAGACGCGGGCAUGAUUCGUACAGAAGUAAAAAGAGCAACGAUUCAAGAGUUGAUAAACUGUCGGAGAAUCUCAUCAGACAGCUAGCUUGGCAGAAAGUUUGCGUCGAGAAAACUGAGCUUGAAAAAACUGGCCACAUUCGGGGAGAAGUCUUUGUUGCGAAUCUCGCUUUUGAGAAGCAAGUUAAAGCCCGUUUUACUCUCGAUUCUUGGCAAACUCAUGACGAAAUUGAAGGGGAAUUUCUUUCAAAUUGCACCAAGGAUGUCGAUAGGUUUGUGUUUAAGAUUCCCAUCCCAAGAGACGAUGCAAUAAAGAAGUUUAAAGUUGAAUUUGCCGUGAGUUACACGGUGCUCGGGGAUACUUUCUGGGACAAUAACAACGGAUUUAAUUACCAUGUUUUGUUGCCAACACAUAAAUAGUAAUCUGAAUGAUGUGGAUAUAAUGUUUCAUGAUGUAAAUGUUAAGAAAUAGUUUAUAAAGUUAAAACCUCGACGAAGUCGUGAGAACAUUGAAUAAUGUAGCAAUUAACGUGGUUAUAUAAUAAUGUUAGUAAUUUGAAUUGCACAGGCUAGGUAUGUCUUUAUUACACUUGUAAGAUCAGUUAAAACCCGGUUUCCCAUUUUCACUAAUUGAGAAAUUUAAUCUGCUAACGGAGACAUUUCGGGCUGGUUUCCAUUUAAUCGUAUAAUUGUCGUGAACAUGUCAAGGCGGCUGAUGUGAAUAUUUCUGUGUGCGUGCUGUCCAACAAUGGCUGAUCUUUAAACAGAAAUAAAGACAAUUGCAUCCGGACUAUUAAUCAUCGGUGAAAAUGGCUUAUCACGACAAUUACGACGUCGUAUAUAGCCGUAGAUAAGAAAGACCUUAGUACUAAUUGUUCUGGUUGUAUGACUUGCUACUGCCCUAAAUUGCUUAAGUCAAUCACCGCUUGUAUAUAUAUAGACUUUUAUAGUAAAAUAAAUCAAUUAUGGAUGACUGGGCUGUAUGAAUAUCGU
Molecule: messenger RNA, 1414 nt
Organism: Dendronephthya gigantea
Lineage: Eukaryota; Metazoa; Cnidaria; Anthozoa; Malacalcyonacea; Nephtheidae
Product: protein phosphatase 1 regulatory subunit 3C-like
Exons: 1
Coding region: 104-841 (245 amino acids)
Biological process (GO): regulation of glycogen biosynthetic process
Cellular component (GO): protein phosphatase type 1 complex
Molecular function (GO): glycogen binding; protein phosphatase 1 binding
Source: RefSeq, a predicted model, not a curated record